Molecule: messenger RNA, 639 nt
Organism: Eucalyptus grandis
Lineage: Eukaryota; Viridiplantae; Streptophyta; Magnoliopsida; Myrtales; Myrtaceae
Product: probable serine/threonine-protein kinase PIX13
Exons: 4
Coding region: 1-639 (212 amino acids)
Biological process (GO): protein phosphorylation
Molecular function (GO): ATP binding; protein kinase activity
Source: RefSeq, a predicted model, not a curated record
AUGGCAUCGGUUGCCAUCAAGAAGUAUAAUCCUGAUAGCCAUCAGGCUUGUGCAAGUGGCAGGUAUGUUAUUUAUGUUAUCUUUCCACAGUCGGAAGUCAAGUUCUUGGGAAAGUUUUUCUCAUCCGAAUUUAGUAAGAUUACUGGGGACUACAAUGCCAAGCUCUCAGAUUUUGGGCUAGCAAAGCUAGGACCGGCACGCGAGGACUCUCGAGUGACAAAGCUAGAAGAAGAAGAAGUGAUCGAAAGAUAUGUUUACGCCGCUCCUGAGUACAUUGCCACUGGACAUUUGUAUGUGAAGAGUGAUGUAUAUGGCUUUGGAGUGAUUCUACUAGAAAUGUUGACGGGUUUACAAGCACUUACCUGCUCCAGCAGCCAGCAGAAUCUAGUUGAAUGGGCGAGGCCAUGGCUCCACGACAAGAGGAAGCUGAGGACGAUAAUGGAUCCGAGACUAGAAGCUCGAUACCCUAUGAAAGCUGCAACUCAGACAGCUGAGCUCACCCUCAAAUGCCUGGAGAGCUAUCAUGAAGCGAGGCCCUCGAUGGAUGAAGUGCUGGCAACAUUAGAACAUAUCGACACCAUUAGGGAGAAGAAGAAGGAGGCCAAGGCAAGCACAUCAAGUGGGCCUCCUUUUCACUAG